AAACCCUUCGAAUAACAGCCAACUAUUUACCGAGGCAACUGCUCUUAUAAUAGGUUAGCUAGAUUCACGCCUGUCAGAACAAACUUUUCUUGCGUAGAUACAAAAAUCAAACAAAACUUAUUUGAUGGAAAGCUAUGCUUAAACCGGAAUCAAUACACGUCGAAAGAGCACUGUUUUAAAGGUGCUUGAAUGUAACUCAUGCUGUCGUUUAUUUGAAAAGAAGGCGUGUGAGCGUGACAAGACUGGUUUUCCGUACUUACGGUGAUGUUUAACAAACUACGGAUGGACUUUAAGCCAUGUGAAGUGCCACCAGAGCUGUAGACGCACUUGUUUGCGUCCAGUUUGUGGUGCUACGUGAACAGAGAGCAAAAGGGGGAAAAGUGAGGAAGUGAAACGGGCUAAUUACUCAGUCCAUCCCUCAUUUCCAUAUCCAGGGAGAGUGUCUACUGGCUCGCGGCCAAUCCCUCAUGCAGCGCAACGUAAUACAUGACCCUCUAUCAUUAUAACGCCGACAUGCGCAAUCUGCACAACGGUAACAACAUCUAAUAUCUCUUAUUCACUGACCCCGGGACUGUACGGGACUGCCUGCGUCCGAUGUUUCUGCAGAACGGAGCGCCGACGCGAAGCGCAGAGACAUGUCCCGAAGAAAGCAAGCAAAACCUCAGCAUCUCAGAUCGGACGAAGAAGGAGCACAGUCGGACAAAAGUCCGGAUAACGCGCUUCUGUUGAGGGAAGGCGAUGAGGAGGACAGCGGCACGGAGAGCCGCAGUGGAGGCGAAGAGACGCACGUGUGUGAGAGGUGCUGUGCUGAAUUCUUCAAGUGGUCCGAAAUGCUGGAGCACCAGCAGAAGUGCACGGAAGACCCCCCUGUGUUGAUAGUAAAGGACAAUGAAGAGAAGGCCAUUUCUCGAGGAUCGCCGACAGAGUCCCUCUUGAGUGCCCACAGUGACUCAGCAGAAAUGGAGGUCAGUGAGCUCAACUCUGAGCUGGCUGAGAAAGUUGACGAGAUGCCUGAGGAAACGCACAUCAUCGACCUGAAUGAACAAAUGGAUAUAAGUUUGCCCGAGCAUAAAACAUCAAACCUCAGCCCUCUACCACUUGACAAUGAAGACACCACCUCUUCGCCUGCACCACCUAUAACCAAUCACUAUGACAUGCCCAGCACCAAUGUGACCCUGGAGAUUCUUCACAGCACCCGAGUGGCCGUUGCUCAGUUUUCUCAGAGCAUUCACUGUGCAGGGUCUGCAGGCAAGCUGAACUCAGCUGCGAUACCCAUGAUUCUGGAGCAGUUGAUGGCGCUGCAGCAACAGCAGGUUCAGCAAUUACAGCUCAUUGAGCAGAUCCGCAGCCAGGUCGCUGUAAUGAAUAGGCAGCCUACGCAAGCCGCCCUUAAUCCUGCCUCAAAAAGCCUGCCCUCUGACUCUAACACUUACAAUUUCCAGGGCAUCGCUCCACCCCCUGUACUUCCAUUAUCUGGGGUCAUGCCCUCUGCAGUGAAUGGGCAGGCUUCUGUAUCCCAGGCAUCUAUGCUUGCGAGGCCACCAUUGCUGUCUUCCCAGCCAAGCAGUGGACAAAUCAGCUCUAGGGCACUGGAGAGUGCCCCUGCUUCCGUAAGUUCCAGCCCUCAUCUCUUCAGCUACAGCGGGGCUUCCCCUCUCUUGCCCACCUGUAGCGGAUCGCAUUCUAGUGUUAGUAACACCCAGUCCAUAAGCACUCCCAGCCCACUAUCAGCUGGCCAGAGUAGCCUCCUUAGCCCUUCUGCCAACCUACCAUUACUACCUCAAAGCCCUCCCAAUGGAGUCAUAUUUCCCAAUCCACUGGCCAGUAUCGCAGCCACUGCCAGUGCAUUAGACCCACUUGCUGCUAUGAUGAAGUACCGCAAGGGCAAACUGCCUAGCGUCUCAAUGUUUGACAGCAAGCCCAGUUCCGAGGACCCGUUCUUUAAGCACAAGUGUAGGUUCUGCGCUAAAGUGUUCGGCAGUGACAGCGCCUUGCAGAUCCACUUGCGCUCGCACACAGGCGAAAGACCUUUCAAAUGCAACAUUUGUGGUAACCGUUUCUCUACAAAGGGAAACCUCAAAGUCCACUUCCAAAGGCACAAGGAGAAGUACCCUCAUGUUCAGAUGAACCCGUACCCAGUCCCAGAAUAUCUUGACAAUAUCCCUACCAGUUCCGGGAUCCCCUAUGGGAUGUCUUUUCCUCCGGAGAAGGCGGGACCUACUUGGUUAGACAGCAAGCCUGUUCUUCCUACAGUGCCGUCCUCAGUGGGUCUGCAGUUGCCGCCCACAGUACCAGUUAUUGAAAGCUUAAGUGAUUCAUUUACAAGCACACCCUCUGAAAGAUCUCCACACAGGCCGUCGCCAGCCAGAGGUGAACUUGCACCAUCAUCGCCCAAUCCCACUGGAACUGAGACAGAUAUGUCCACCAUCGAGGCCUCCCCUAAAUCAAACAGAGAAGGAGAGAUCACACAUAGCUUCAACACAGAAGAAGUGCAUCUGCCAUCAAACAGUAUGACUAGAAACGCUAGCAACCCCAACAUCCUGCUUCCGCAUCCCACGUCUACAGAAAAAUCUGUUAAGGUAAAUGUAACUGAGUCCACUGAGGAUCUUUCAGCUGAUAAUAAAUCAUCUUCUCCUCCACUCAUUUUGGAUCAGUUCAAGGCCAAGUUCCCAUUUGGUGGUCUCCAAGAGUCUAUGCAAACAUCUGAGACAUCAAAGCUCCAACAGCUUGUGGAAAACAUUGACAAAAAGAUGAUGGAGCCCAAUCAGUGUGUUAUCUGUCACCGCGUACUAAGCUGUCAGAGCGCGCUGAAGAUGCACUACCGCAUCCAUACAGGGGAGAGGCCAUUUAAAUGCAAGGUUUGCGGACGGGCAUUCACCACAAAGGGUAACUUAAAGACACACUUUGGUGUUCACCGUGCAAAGCCUCCUCUUCGGAUUCAGCAUUCAUGCCCGAUCUGUCAGAAAAAGUUCACAAAUGCAGUUGUGUUACAGCAGCACAUACGCAUGCACAUGGGUGGGCAGAUUCCAAACACUCCUCUGGCAGAAGCCAUCUAUGAGAAAGAUACAGAUAUGGAGAGUUUUGACAGCAUGAGCACUUAUGAUGAUGACUGUCUUGAUGAUAUUUCAUUUGAAGAAGAAGCGGCUGUCAUCAUCUCGGUCUCGGCGUGCGCCGUGUGUCCGCGUCGGACUCUCGCGGUGCGCACCGGCGGCAGUCUCGAGCUCUCCUGCGCUCGUCCCUUCUCGUCGUGGCGCUCGUGA
This is a messenger RNA of Puntigrus tetrazona (Sumatra barb), 3260 nucleotides long. Its product is annotated as sal-like protein 3. Gene Ontology annotation, biological process: regulation of transcription by RNA polymerase II. Gene Ontology annotation, cellular component: nucleus. NCBI's taxonomy places the organism in Eukaryota, Metazoa, Chordata, Actinopteri, Cypriniformes, Cyprinidae. Gene Ontology annotation, molecular function: DNA-binding transcription factor activity, RNA polymerase II-specific; RNA polymerase II cis-regulatory region sequence-specific DNA binding. The record is from RefSeq and is a predicted model, not a curated record. The transcript is spliced from 4 exons. Bases 636 to 3260 code for a protein of 874 amino acids.